AGGGGCCCAGAUUUUCAGUUCAAACCUAUCGGAUAGCUUUUGACUCGUCUCAUAUCUAGAAGGUAUAGCGAGAAAAUGGCCCGUCUGUUCCUUGUUGUAGUGGCCCUUGGGCUUAUCCAAUGUGGACUUGGAAAUAACAUCUUUGAUGCCGAGAUCGAAGCUGACGGCUUGGAGUCUCUGGCCAGACAAAACUUUCACAAAAGAAUCAUCAACUUAGUGAACCAGCAAAUCAAUGUGUAUCUGAACGCGAGCUAUGUGUACACAGCCAUGUCCAACCAUUUUGACCGGGACUCAGUGGCUCUCCCUGGCUUCAGUCAUUACUUCCACGAAGCUGCGGAAUUCGAACGAGAAAAGGCUGAAAGUUUGAUGAAGUACAUGAACAAGAGAGGAGGCAAAGUGGAGCUGGGCAAGAUUGAGGCCCCAUUACGCCAGGAGUGGCCUAACAGUUUAUCUGCAAUGGAGGAUGCACAGAGAAUAGAGGAAGACAUCUUCGAGACGCUGAUGCAGCUUCAUCGCGUGGCGGAUACUCCAACCAAGAAACGAAAAGCCGACAUCCACUUGGCAUCGGUUUUGGAAGACACCUACCUCCACGAUCAAAUCGAGCAGAUCAAAAAGAAGGCUGAUUACAUCACGGAGUUAUCACGUGCCAUGCGUCACACAACGCCAGGUCUUGGAGAAUUCAUCUUCGACCAGAAACUUCGGUAACCAGGGUUCAUUCGUUUGCUUGGUAACUUUCCAUCCAGUUCAGUGCUGCCGCAUUGCUGACUUCCAUAAACGAAAAACCUUCCCACGGGUACAGUUAAUGUCCAUAAAAUGCGGACACGGACAAGAACGUGAAAUCAUCCAAUGUGCUGAUAUGCAUGCGGUUGCUUUGUGAAUAAAACAGUUCCCAGUACACCAACACAUGGUCUUAUUUUUACGUUAUCCUAAAAUGUUCCUUUUUUCUACACACAAGAAUUAUGAACAUAUAAUAUAUUCAUAAUACAUAUUUAUAAUAGUAGUGUGAGAGAGUUUUUCAAAGUGUGACAAAUAUAAUAUAUAUCUAUAUAACAGGACUAACGGCAGAUAUCUAUUAGUCAAGGAGUUACCACCCUGAGAUUAGAAUGAUUCCUGGUGCUUGUAUGUUUGUCUGACGUGUUGAGAGUAAACUG
Messenger RNA from Liolophura sinensis, 1151 nucleotides. Its product is annotated as soma ferritin-like. Gene Ontology annotation, biological process: iron ion transport; intracellular iron ion homeostasis. Lineage: Eukaryota; Metazoa; Mollusca; Polyplacophora; Chitonida; Chitonidae. Gene Ontology annotation, molecular function: ferric iron binding; ferrous iron binding. Bases 76 to 705 code for a protein of 209 amino acids. The transcript is spliced from 5 exons. The record is from RefSeq and is a predicted model, not a curated record. Gene Ontology annotation, cellular component: cytoplasm.